This is a messenger RNA of Aspergillus alliaceus, 432 nucleotides long. RefSeq lists its product as uncharacterized. The record is from RefSeq and is a predicted model, not a curated record. Gene Ontology annotation, biological process: mycotoxin biosynthetic process. Lineage: Eukaryota; Fungi; Ascomycota; Eurotiomycetes; Eurotiales; Aspergillaceae. The transcript has 4 exons. The coding region runs from base 1 to 432 and encodes 143 amino acids.
AUGCGUCGUGCUCAGAUGCUCAGAUGGCAAUUGAACGCUGAACAGAUGUUCCUCAGCAGGCAUUCAUGUUAUUCUCCUGCAUUGGAUGAAAUGAAAAUUGAGUAUCACCCUGUUCAGUUCAACGGAUCUCUUGAUUUUGCCUCCUCAUAUCGCGGCCCACCCAGUCCAGAGGUGGAUGCCGCUUGGGAUGAAUUAGCUGGAUUGGGACUCAUGAGCGUCACCAGGGACCAGAUCACUUUGUUGAGAUGUUGCGCCACAACCCUUAUGUGCAAUGCAGACGUGGGCACCAUUUUGCACGAGUGGGUAGAACGUUCUCCACGACCAUACCCCAACUUCAAUACCUGGCAUCAAUGCCGGAAUUUCGAAGAUAUUAAGGGCUGGAUCAAGGGAAACACAUUGCGCAGAAGCUACCAGAUGCUGACGAGUGGCUAA